Messenger RNA from Paramecium pentaurelia, 1014 nucleotides. NCBI's taxonomy places the organism in Eukaryota, Ciliophora, Oligohymenophorea, Peniculida, Parameciidae. The record is from the annotation of a GenBank genome assembly.
AAUGAACCAAGAAAUUAAACCUGUUAUAGAUGAAGGAAUUAAUCUAAGAUGCAGAUUUUAUGAGAAUCAAUAUCCAAAAGAAAAUGACUUAGUAGUUGUAGAGGUAGUUGAAGUUUAAGAAAAUGCUUCCUAUGUCGAAUUACUAGAAUAUGAUAGAAUAAGAGGCAUGAUCCCACCUAAUGAAACAACAAGAGCACUGAAAGGAGGAAUUCAGAAGGCUUUAAAAAUAGGAAAAAUACAAGUUGUUAGAGUGUUGAGAGUUGAUGAAGAUUAAGGAUACAUAGAUCUGUCUAAAAAAAAGGUGGCAAAGGAUGAAGAGCAAAUGUCAUUGCAAAAAUUUGCAGAUGGAAAAAUGAUUCAUUCUAUUAUGAGAGCUAUUGCUGAGAAGUGCAAUAUCAAUAUUCAGGAUUUAUAUAAAACUAUUGUAUGGCCAUUAUAAGAGAAUAAAUAAAAUGUAUCUGUUCUUUAAAUUUUUAAAAAUGCUCUAACUGAUCAAAAGCAUUUAUCAAAAUUGAAUCUAUCAGAAUAAAUUUAAGUAAAAUUAAUGGAAGAGAUUGAGAGAAGACUUAAACCAGAACCAGUUACCAUUAAAACUGAAUUUGACUUAAUCAGUCAUGAUUAUGCAGGAAGUUUAAUUAUUAAAGAAGCACUCAUUGCUGGUACUAAGAAGUCCACGGAAGAAUGCAAACUAUCAGUAUUUUUUCAUUUAAAUUUAGUUUGAAAUUAAAGCAUCUCCAUCUUAUACCGGUAGGACAACCACUAUCUCAAGGGAUGGGGUUAAAAUUAUGAAGGAUGCUUUGCUUGAAAUUGAAAAUAUUAUGAAAAAAUAUUAAGGACAGAUGAAAGUGAAAAUUGAAGUAUAUAUAAAAAUAUAAUUUAAAUAGCCUAAAGUUGUUGGAAACUAAUAAGCUGACUAUAUAGAUGAAGUUGAAAAUGAAGAUGGAGAAGAUGAAUAUGGAACUACCUAAGAUGGUGGAGAAGGAGAUGAUGAUGAUGAUUUGGGAAUGUAAUGAA